Molecule: messenger RNA, 957 nt
Organism: Pollicipes pollicipes
Lineage: Eukaryota; Metazoa; Arthropoda; Thecostraca; Pollicipedomorpha; Pollicipedidae
Exons: 7
Coding region: 196-957 (253 amino acids)
Cellular component (GO): membrane
Source: RefSeq, a predicted model, not a curated record
GGUGGCAGGGUGAGACGGCCGGGUGGGUGUGCCGCGCGGUGUCGCGAGUCGGGCGCGCGGGUGAGGAGCUACGAUAUCGGGGGAGGGUGUUCGCAUUGGAGCACGUGCAGUCCGGCCUCGCCGUGGGGCGAUGUCCUGAACACCGGUCCUUCUGACGGCACAAGCUCUUCCCCGCGCUGACGUCACAAGUUCACCAUGAUGACGUCACGGCCGCACAAGGCCGGGUCGGGCCUGAACGACCUGCUCAUCUACCAGUCCAGUCAGGAGUCCAACGUCACGUCCAAGGGCUCGCUGUACCCGGCGAAGCUGGCCUUCAGCUUGGGCAUGGGCAAGCUGCUGGUCGGCUGUCUGCUGCUGGUGUUCGGCGUGCUGGCGCUGCUGCAGGGGUCCUCACAAGCCUACCUGGGCGGCGGUCUCUGGGGCGGCAUCUGCGUCAUCGUGUCCGGCGCCCUGGGCAUCAUCUCCUCCCGCCGGCCCUGCGCCUACUUCUAUCUGGCGAGCUUCAUGGCCAUGUCAAUCGUGUCUCUGGCCGUGUCUGGCUUGGUGGUCAUCUUCUCAGCCAUCGGCCUCGUGCGUGAUGACGCCAGCUCACGCGCCAUCUACGUCGAUAGUGAGACGGGCGAGCCGCUGGCGUUCCUCGGCGACGUGGUGAUCCGGCGUCCGGCAGUCAUCUUCAGCGCCGUGCUGCUCGGCCUGGCCGUGCUGGACAUCCUGUUCUCGCUCUUCUCCGUCGCCAUCUGCUCGCGCGAGGUCUGCGCCGGCGGUGCCAGCCCUGGGCCGCGUGCCGCCGCCGCCGGGCUCCCACCUGACCAGCCUGCACACAUCGAGUCCAGCUACACAGGUCUGGACCGCGAGAUCGCCGAGGAGUUCAUCACGGCCAGCAUGGAGCCGGGCCUCUCGCAGCAGCGCGAGGCGCGCCUGCAGGAGAUCAGCGAGAGUCUGCACUCCAGUCUGUAG